AAGAGAAUUUUUUUCCUUCUCUAUAAAAUUACAUUAUUAUAAUAUAAUAAUUGAUUUUUGUUGUGAUAAAAAAGAGGAUGAAUAUUAAAUUGAUUUUAUCUGCAUUCCUCGUUGGAGGAUUAAUUUUAUUAAAUGAACAAGUCAAUGUUAAUGCUUUUCCUACAUCCCCAUUACGAGCACGCCAAGAUCCAGGUGUGGGGGGAACAUGGAAAGUUGUUGGAAAAUCCGGUGUCAAUGCCAUGCAUGCCGUCUUAGUGUCUCCAAGAAAAGUUGUAUUCAUAGACAAACUUGAAGAAAAUGCGUUGAAGAGACCGGAUGGUGCUGCUGCAAUAUCAUCAGAAUAUGAUUUAGAUACAAAUGAGGUUAAACCGCUCGGAAUUUACACAAAUACGUUUUGUUCGGCAGGAUCAUGGUUAGGAAAUGGAACUUUAGUUGAAGUGGGGGGUGAUGUUGGUGGUGAUAAUUAUCGUAUUGGUAUACAAACGCUUCGUUUAUAUGAUACUGCCGUUGGAGAUUGGGUUGAAUUAGAAGGAAUUGUUCCAUCUAAUAGAUGGUAUCCAGCCAUGUUGACCUUACCUAACGGUAAUGUAAUGGUCUUAGGAGGUUCAACCGCAGGCACAGGUAAAAGUAAACCGGAAAUAAAUAAUCCAACUUACAUGAUCUAUCCACCUCCAAGUGGAACAUUGGUAGACGUGCCAUUAGACUUUUUAACUACCACAUUACCAUAUAAUCUUUAUCCAAUGGUACAUAUAAUUCCAAAUGCUGACGGAAAAACGCUUCUUUUCAUGUUUGCUAAUCAAAUGGGAAUAAGUUAUGAUCUUGAUGCUGGUAAAACUGUUACAAACUAUCCAAAUAUUCCUGGUGGUGUCAUUCGCUCAUAUCCAUUAACUGCCAGUUCUGUAAUGUUACCACUUUCACCUACGGAUAAUUAUAAUCCAACGAUCAUGAUUUGUGGUGGUAGUAAAACUUUUGAAAUUACAGCACCAGCUGAAGCUUCUUGUGGAAGGUUAGAAUUAUCUACUGCGAAUGCUGCAUGGGAAAUGGAUAAUUUCGGUGGUCAAGGACGUAUUAUGCCUGAUUCUACCAUUUUAGUAGAUGGAUCCAUAUUAUUCGUCAAUGGUGCUGCGACUGGCAUGGCUGGUUUUCGCAAAGGUGCAGGCAUAACCGCUAUAUUUGUUAACGAAGAUCCCGUCCUUACCCCAUUUCGUUAUGAUCCAUUUGCUAAAACGUAUACUACUCUUGCUCCAUCCACUAUACCAAGAAUGUAUCAUUCUAUUUCUACUUUGGUACCUGAUGGUACUGUGCUUAUCGCUGGAAGUAAUCCACAACCUAAAGUCGAUCUUAAUGAAAAAUAUCCAACUGAAUACCGCGUUGAAAUUUUCUCUCCCCCUUAUCUUUUUACACAAAGUUCUCGGCCAGUUAUUAUUUCUCUUCAAUCUACUCAAAUUGAUAAUAACAGAAUUAAUGUAAAUUAUGGACAAGAAGUUACUAUGGUAGUACAAAUUAAACCUGAUGGUACCACUCCAAGUUUAAAAGCUUCAAUUAUACAUCAUGGUUUCAUCACACAUUCACAAAAUUUCAGUCAGCGAUAUGUUUAUCUUGAAAUUACAGAAAUGGCGGCUGAUCAAACAACAGCUGAUCAAUAUAUUGUAAAACUUAAAUUACCUCCAAAUCCUACAAUAAUUGCUCCUGGUCCUUCUUACAUAUACGUUUUCAAUAAUGAUUCUCCUCCUCAAACUGGUGUUCCAGUUUUACUUUCUCAAGCAGCAGCAGCUUAAAAUAAAAAAUUAAAAGGAUAUUUGAAGGAAAAAAGGAAUUUUGAUCGCAUAAAAAAGAAGACAUUUUUCAUAUAGAUACAAAUGCCCAUGUUACAUGAAUUAAAUAGCAUAUAAUAGUUAUAAUGAAAUAUUAUUUUUAGACAUAAUUUAAUAAAAUAUAUUAGAGAUGUAUCAAUAAUAUAAAUAAACAACGUUUAAUAAUACUGUAUCACGUUAAUUUAUAUUGCAGACCUGUAAUCCGUUUUAUAUAUUCCGUCUUUUUUCCGUAAAAGACUCAUGUUUCCGGAAUUAAUAA
This is a messenger RNA of Rhizophagus irregularis DAOM 181602=DAOM 197198, 2073 nucleotides long. RefSeq lists its product as uncharacterized. Lineage: Eukaryota; Fungi; Glomeromycota; Glomeromycetes; Glomerales; Glomeraceae. The record is from RefSeq and is a predicted model, not a curated record.